Molecule: messenger RNA, 366 nt
Organism: Zygosaccharomyces rouxii
Lineage: Eukaryota; Fungi; Ascomycota; Saccharomycetes; Saccharomycetales; Saccharomycetaceae
Gene: SWS2
Product: mitochondrial 37S ribosomal protein uS13m
Exons: 1
Coding region: 1-366 (121 amino acids)
Biological process (GO): translation
Cellular component (GO): mitochondrion; small ribosomal subunit; ribosome
Molecular function (GO): RNA binding; structural constituent of ribosome
Source: RefSeq, a predicted model, not a curated record
AUGGUGGUUCACAUUUUGGGUAAAGCCUUUAAGGGUAAAGAAGUGAUAAGGAUUGGAUUAUCAUCUAAAUUCUAUGGUAUUGGCGAAGGAACAGCGGAAAAAGUGUGUUCCAAGCUUGGAUUCUAUCCAUGGAUGAGAAUGCAUCAACUAAGUGAGUCUCAAAUAAUGAACAUUGCAUCAGAACUGUCGAAUAUGACCAUUGAAGGUGAUGCGAGAGCCGUGGUUAAGGAAAAUAUCGCUUUAAAGAAGAGAAUUGGAUCUUACCAGGGUAUGAGACAUACAUUGAACCUACCGGUUAGAGGUCAACAUACUAGAAACAACGCCAAUACUGCAAGAAAAUUAAACAAGAUAGAUAGGAGGGGUUAA